UGCCGUGAAAAUUUUCUGUCUUUUAUCGUUAUUUGUUUUAAUGGUGGAUACAAAAAGGAGAGACAGAUUUGAUAUCAUCGAAAAAAGAAUUGGUAUAAUUGAAACACGAUUAAAUUCUGACAACGACUUAGCAAAGGAAAUGAUUUGGUCAUUGCAACAAAAUUUCGAGGAAUUUAACAAUUCUAUGAUCAAUCUAAAGGAUCAAAUGUGUCACGAAACAGAUCAACUGUCGUCGGUUAAAAAGGAACAAACUAAUUCUGAAAAAAGUGUUGAAAUUCUAAAGUCAAGCCGAGUAUUAGCGUCGUUAGGACUUAAUAGGGAAAAACAGUGGACAAGGGAUCAAGUGAGAAACCUUACAACUCAGAUGGGUGAACAUUCCGAUUUGUUAGACAGACAGUUUUUAGACCUUACAAAUCAGAUUCAUUUACAUACUGACGAGUUAAUCAAGAAUUACUCGAAGCUCAGAACUGACAUGCUAGACAAAACUGAAAGAGAGAAACAAUGGACAAGAGAUCAAGUGAAAAAACUUACGAGUCAAGUAAAUGAACAAACUAAUCAGCUAACCAAUAACUUCUCAAAACUCAGAACUGAAUUAAUAGCUUCGAAAGAGGAAAUGGAAUCCAAACUAAAUGUUAGCAAAAUAGAGAUGUUGAUUAGCGCCCAACUGAAGGAAAUUGAAACUAUAAAGAAAACCCAGACUGACAUUGAAAAUACUUUAAUUUCUGCAAAUAUUGUGUCCUACACAUGUCCAUCAGAUUGGACUAAAUAUUCAUCGUAUUGUUAUUUGUAUGUUGGUGGUCAUAAAAUGUUCAGUGAAGCACGUGCCCAUUGUAAGCGUAUAGGAGCGACCUUGUGUGACAUUGAAAAUGAAGCAGAGAAUAGUUUUAUCACAAGUUUAAUUAAAACAUGGACUUGGGUUGGUAUUUCUGAUGAGGAGGGAGAGGGUCAUUGGAUUUCAGAAAGAACGGGUCAACCUGCAUCUUUCACAAACUUUGGAAAUUAUAGCAGAGCUUAUCUCGACAAUUGUGCUGGGAUAAACAAAUAUUAUCUAAACGACAAUUGGCGUUUCUCUCCAUGUUCGUACGUAAUGAAAUUCAUUUGUAAAAAAGAUGUCACGAAAGUUAUCAAGUCUGGUUGAUUCAAGGUUUGUUUGUAUCACUUUACAAUUGUAAUUUGUAUGAA
Messenger RNA from Ruditapes philippinarum (Manila clam), 1182 nucleotides. RefSeq names its product CD209 antigen-like protein A. Lineage: Eukaryota; Metazoa; Mollusca; Bivalvia; Venerida; Veneridae. The transcript is spliced from 2 exons. Bases 41 to 1138 code for a protein of 365 amino acids. The record is from RefSeq and is a predicted model, not a curated record.